Oryza brachyantha (malo sina) is the source of this 2728-nucleotide messenger RNA. RefSeq names its product G-type lectin S-receptor-like serine/threonine-protein kinase SD2-5. The transcript has a single exon. Gene Ontology annotation, biological process: protein phosphorylation. Bases 1 to 2502 code for a protein of 833 amino acids. Gene Ontology annotation, molecular function: protein serine/threonine kinase activity; ATP binding. Lineage: Eukaryota; Viridiplantae; Streptophyta; Magnoliopsida; Poales; Poaceae. The record is from RefSeq and is a predicted model, not a curated record.
AUGCAGCAGCUCCACGCGCUGCUCUUCUGUGCUGUCGCCGGAGUCAUCCUCGCCGCCAGCGGCUCACUACGAGCACAGCGUCUCGAUCCCAAGCUGCCGUCGUCGGCAGCGAACACCUCGACGUCAUGGACGAACUCGGCCGACGACCAAAUCCGCUACGGCGAUGGCUCCGUCGCCCGCGUUGUGCUCCUCUCGGACUCGGCUGGCGCCUCCAACGACGCCCCGGCCUUCGCCUGCGGCUUCUUGUGCGGCCCGGCGUGCGACCACCGGAGCUUCCUGUUCGGCGUCUUCCUGGUCACCACAAACAGCGCCGGCGAUGUCGUGGCCGCUGCCCCGCGGCCUGUAACGGUGUGGUCAGCCAACCGCGACAGGCCGGUCCCUGACAACGCCACGCUCCAGCUCACCGACGCCGGCGACCUGGUCCUCCACAGCGCAGACGGCGCGUUCGUCUGGUCGACCAACACCUCCGGCCUCGCCGUCGCCGGCGUGCGCCUCGCCGACUCAGGAGACUUGGUCCUCUUCGACAACAGGAGCUUCCCCGUGUGGCAAUCCUUCGACCACCCGACGGAUGUGCUCGUCCCAGGGCAGUACCUCCGCCCCGGGAUGAGGCUGACGGCGAACGCCUCGGCCGCCAACGUCUCCGAGGGCUCGCUCUACGUCUCCGCCGGGAAUGACGGCCUGUCCGGCUUCGUUGGGCACGAUCCUCCCCAGCUCUACUUCACAGCUCCGGUCAGCAACUCCAUGAAGCUGCUUGCAAACAUCACGUUCUUGAACGGUAGCAUCUCUGCAUUUGGACAGUCAUCUUCUUCCUCCUCGCCCGAAAUCAUGAUCUCGCUGCCUGUGGCGCGCUCAGUUCAGUUCAUCCGUGUGGAAUCCGACGGGCACAUGAGGCUCUACGGAUGGAAUUUGUCAUCGUGGGUGUUCAUCCACGAGGUGCUACAUAAGUACAUCGCCGGUGACUGCGAGUACCCGAUGGCAUGUGGCAGCUAUGGCAUCUGCUCAGGUGCCGGGAGAUGCAGUUGCCCAGCGACGUAUUUUCGGAGAGCAAGUCUCAGAUGUGAACCGAUAAACCCGAUUUCUUGCCAGAACACAAAGAAUAUAACAAUGGUGAAGCUUCCAGAUGUUACUUACUUCAAUUACGAUGGCUCAGGAGCAAUCGUGCAUGACAAGGUCACACAACCAGAUUGUCUUUCAGGUUGUUUGGCGAAUUGUUCUUGCAAGGCUGCUUAUUUUAAGACCAGGGUGAACGACACAAACGGUACGUGUUUCCUUCAGUCACAGCUAUUCUCAUUGCAAGAACUUCAGACUGCGGUACCAAGCCUAUACAACUCCGAGGCAUUUAUCAAGGUUGUCCAAAUUAUAAAAUUUGCAAUGUCUCGUCCUCCUAUGAAGAAGACGUUUGGGACGGGAAUGCUAAUAGGUAUAACAAUUGGAAGUGUUGCUUUGAUCCUUUCUAUUGCUCUGCUCAUUACGAUGAGAAAAUGCAGACAACGGGAGGAUGGAGAUCAUAUUGAACAUUUGCCCGGGAUGCCAAGAAAGUUUAGUUUUGAGGAGCUGAAACUAUCCACUUGGGAUUUCUCCAAGAAGAUCGGUGAAGGUGCAUCCGGGAUCGUCUUUGAAGGGAUGAUAGAGAACGAAAGCGUUGCAGUGAAACGUUUGGAGAGUGUUGCUCGGCGUAAAGAGGAGUUUCUUUCAGAGGUUCAGACCAUCGGCAGCAUUCAUCACGUCAACCUUGUCCGAAUGAUUGGGUACUGCAUUGAGAAAAGCCACAGGCUUCUGGUCUACGAGUGCAUGUCAAAUGGAUCGCUGGACAGAUGGGUCUUUGACGAACAAGAAAGCCCCUUUGAUUGGCGAACAAGACACAAGAUCGUGUCUGACGUUGCUAGGGGCUUGUGCUACCUUCAUGAAGGGUGCAGGCAAAGGAUCGUUCAUCUGGACAUCAAACCACAAAACAUCCUCCUCGAUGACCAGUUCAAUGCCAAGCUCUCCGAUUUCGGACUCGCCAAACUGGUUGACAGAGACAAGAGUAGAGUGAUGACUAGAAUGAGAGGAACACCGGGGUAUCUGGCCCCAGAAUGGCUGACCUCCACCAUAACUGAAAAGGCAGAUGUUUACAGUUUCGGCGUCGUGGUGAUGGAAGUGAUGUGUGGCAGGAGAAACCUGGACCACUCCCAGCCUGAAGAAGCCUUCUGCCUGAUGAGAUUGCUGCAAGAGAACGCCAGAAAUGACAAGCUUCUGGAUAUGAUCGACCGUCGGAUGGAGGACAUGCAGCUUCAUUCUGAAGAUGUAAUGCGCAUGAUGCGCCUCGCAAUGUGGUGCCUGCAGCUUGAUAGCAACAGAAGGCCUUCGAUGUCGACCAUUCUAAAGGUUCUGGAGGAUGCAUCCGCUGUGCAGGAAAAUCUCGACUUCAAUUUCGUUAUUACCAGUUCAUCAAUCUUCAGAGAAGGAUGCUUGGAUGAAUCAGAUCUUCCUUCAUCGUCAGUACUGUCUGGACCACGGUGAUCCAUAACUAUAAGUGUUGCGAUGUAUCUGACCGGGUAAGUGCUUCUUUCGUUAUCACGAUGUCAUACAUGAUCUUCCAUCAGCAUCGCUGCUAACUAACCUCCAUAUAUAGUACCAUUUUAUGUGGUACAAUCCAUGUACCAUGUUUGAGCACGUCUCUAUAGAAAAAAAAACUAUAUGUAUACUUACUUUGUUUUCACAAGGAUUAGAUUAUUUCAUAAAGACU